AUGCUGAAAGGCAUGUCCUUCGCCUUUUGGUACGCUCUAGAUGUCGUCCACCAAGCUGUCCGAUUCCUCAGACAACCUCUUUCUUUUCUCGUAUUCCUAUGGGUGCUAGCCUUCUUGUUUGGGAAGAUAUCCGGAGUCCUUCAGAUGGCCCUUCAGCCGUUCUGUAUCAUCCCUGGCAUAUCCCAUUCGUCGCUCUGUGUAUCUCCCUCGCCUCAUGCACGUGCCCCCAAACAAGCCGAUUUCUCGGCGCUUGUGGAGGUUCAAAGCGCCACUUUUGAGCAAUUGCUAGAUGGCUCUGUCGAUGGUUCCAUGCUCUCUUUAGACCUUAGAAAAGCAGAGAUGGCCACGUCAAACCUCGCUGCCCUCGUCCGCGUUAGCCAACUCAAAAGCCGUGAACGACUCAACGACGCGCUGUCGAACUUUAUUGGGUCAGCCAAGGAGGCCGCCAUAGGACUGCAAAGAUUUAGCUCCCAUGUACAGUAUACCGUGGAUCGCAUUAUUGCUGUCAAUGACUAUUCAUUGAACACCAUCGAAGAAGCGCGCGCUAAAGACGGGAAAUAUUCUCUCCAGAGCCUCAUCCCGUGGUCGUCUCCCACUUCAUCGCAUGAGAUGAUCUUGAAGACAUUUAGUGAAUCCAUGGACAUACUGUCGCAAAUGACGGAGAUCCUCAUUCUGAAAGCCCAAGUACAGUUGAAGAACCUUGAGGAUUUAGAGGGGAAUCUCAUUGUCAUCAACGACAUCAUCGUCCGAGAGGAUUCGGAAAUCUCUGCUGACAAGGCAGAGCUCCUCGCCGCAUUGUGGACCUACCUCGGAGGAAACAGAAACACGUUGAGGGAGUAUGACCACCGAUUGGGAUUGCUCAAAAACAUGAGCGAGUAUCGAGAGAAAGCUCUGCGACAUGUCUACUCCGAAUUGCACAAGCUGCAUGAGAUGAGUGGAAACAUUGAAGUUCUCCGAGAGCAUGUCUCUGAACCGGCACUGUUGGGAUCUUUCGUCCCACCCGAGGUUCACAUCAAGAGCAUCAAGAAGGGUUUAGAGAGGCUAGAGACAUCUAAUCGCCAGGCGAGAGAACGGGAGAGAGAUGCUAGAAAACUUCUCGCAUAA
Messenger RNA from Desarmillaria tabescens, 1104 nucleotides. RefSeq lists its product as uncharacterized. The record is from RefSeq and is a predicted model, not a curated record. The coding region runs from base 1 to 1104 and encodes 367 amino acids. The transcript has 2 exons. NCBI's taxonomy places the organism in Eukaryota, Fungi, Basidiomycota, Agaricomycetes, Agaricales, Physalacriaceae.